This is a messenger RNA of Rhizopus microsporus ATCC 52813, 1239 nucleotides long. RefSeq names its product actin-like ATPase domain-containing protein. Bases 1 to 1239 code for a protein of 412 amino acids. The record is from RefSeq and is a predicted model, not a curated record. The transcript has 4 exons. Lineage: Eukaryota; Fungi; Mucoromycota; Mucoromycetes; Mucorales; Rhizopodaceae.
AUGUCUAUUGCAUUAAGAGAGGAAAAUUUUGUUGUAAUCAAUGUGGGAUCCAAUAUAACCACUGCUGGUAUUGGAAUGCAUGAUACAAAUAAAGCACCUGCUGUGUUUGUCAAUAUGGCUGACUUCAAUUAUCCAAUCAAAGACAAUAGAAUCAGUAACUGGAAGGAUCUUGAGGAUUGCUUACACACCAUUUUGUUUAAAGAAAUUGGAAUCAAGAAAUCACGAAAUGAAUGUCCAGUGCUAUUAUCUGUUCCUGUUCAAUGGACAAAGUUAGAACAUGAACGCAUCACGCAGAUAUUCUUUGAAAACUUUAAUGUACCAGGCAUCUAUAUUGCGCCACAACCCUUAUUGACUUUAUUCGGAUGUGGUGCUGUUUCUGGUAUUGUUGUCGAUAUUGGAAGUCAAAUUACAGAUAUCAAUAUUGUCGUAGAUAGCAACGUUCAACUACAAUCCAACUUUAUGAUCCCUAUUGGAGGCAAUCACUUUGACGCUUACUUUUUAGAGCUAUUAAAAAAAGAUACACACCUUGUAGAGCAAUUUAACCAGCAUCAGCUUGAGUUAGAUUUAGACUUUGCAAAAUAUGUUCGUGAACUGCCUGGAAUUUGUAAUGUCGCAAUUGGACACGACUUGGAAGAUGAUAAAUUUACAACGCAGCUAUCCAAUGCCAUGGAAGAAAUGCCAACUGCUGCUACUGAGGAGCUAUUAGACGAAGAUAACCCAAAGAGCAAAGGAGAUGAAGAUGCUGUUGGAGAUAUUCCCGAGACGGUAGAUAUAGAAUACAAGGGUCAUACAUUCACAGUUGGUCCAUAUCGUCAUCAAGUCAUCGAUCCACUCUUCUUUCCUGAGCUGAUACAAGUCCAAUGCCUAUCACUUCCAGAGGCCAUGCGAUUGGCAGUAAUGAAUUGUGAACCGCCAGAGAUUCGACCCAAGCUUUGGGAGAGCAUUGCCAUUGCUGGUGGAUGUUGCCUAACAACUGGGUUAUCAAAGCGUCUUAAAGUAGAAGUACAAAUGGUUUUGCCUCAGUCAGAAAAUGCAGGCGACACUCAACCUCGUAUUAUCAACUUUUUAAGAAUUCCCGAAUACUUUACAGUGCUCAAAGAAAAAGAGAACCAAGUUUAUUCGACAUGGCUAGGCGCAGAAAUAGUUGCAAAGCUUGUAUUCAUAGACGCCAAGAAUUAUGUUAGCAAAGUGGAUUAUAAUGAGUUUGGUCCAUCUGUCAUUCAUACAAAAGCUUAUUAA